This is a messenger RNA of Brenthis ino (lesser marbled fritillary), 1212 nucleotides long. The record is from the annotation of a GenBank genome assembly. Lineage: Eukaryota; Metazoa; Arthropoda; Insecta; Lepidoptera; Nymphalidae.
AUGCGAAGAAUCUUGUUGUUGACUCUCGCGGCGAUCGCGCUCGCUGAAAUAGUUGAGCCGGUUUUUGAAGAGGAAGAUUUAGCUCAAGUUGAGUUUAGCGAAGAUCAUGAAAGACAACAACGAGAAGCGUACGUUCAGGGGCCAUAUGAAGAGCAUGUUAGGGUUAAGAGAUGUAAAGAUGAACCAAGGGUUAAACGUGAUGCUGUAAGGAAUCCCCGUCAUAUCAAACAAUAUGAAGUUCACGAACAUCAUGAUGAAGGAUCUUUACCUUCCCCUCCGUAUGAAGAGAUGUUAGCUGCGAGCGCUGAGCAUUAUCAUAAAGUAUACGCACCGGAUCAACCGCGUAGUUUAAAUGAAGUGAAGCCUGGACCACUAACUUUUGGUGUACCUGCCGUGGAUCGAGCGGCACAGCUUUUACUUCCUGAGUCUGUAGCUAGUUAUGGUCAUGCUCAUCCUCAUGCCAAUUUUGCUCCAGCACCUUCGAACUCCGCAGCACCUGUGGGCUUUGUACCAUUAUCAGCGGCCCCGUUGACAGUGUCUGAUGAUUUAACACCUGCAGCUGGUUCUCAUCAGGAGAAGCAGCAUCCUCAUCAUCACGCUAACUCACGUGGAGGGGGACGUCAACAACACGGCAAACAUUACGCUGAACAUAGUGGAAAGACAUCCAAAGGCUCGAACUCCGAUCAAUACAUAGACAAGGGCGCCAAAGGCUUCAAGACUGAUGAGCGUCACCGCAAAGAGUUUGAGGAAGCAGCAGGUCAGAAGAAAAAACACCGGGAUGAAGCUGACCAUAAGGGAUCUCAUGAGGAAGAAGCCUUCGGAUCCCGCGGAGCUCACUUCGGUGAAAAGAAAGGACACAAGAAAGGACAUAAGACUAAAGGCUUCCACAACAAAUACCACAAGGACGAAUUCCACAAGGAACAUAAGUUCUACGACGACUAUCACAAAGGCGGAGAACAUCACAGAUACGGCAAGUUCAACGCCAAACACGCUAGUAACGAGAGCGGCAAGAAGAAGGUGCAUCACGUCAAUGCCGGUCAUGACUACACGGAACAUGGCAAAAAGGGAUAUAGUAACAAAGGUCAUCUAGAUGCGGACCACAAGGGAUAUAACGGCAAGAGCGGUCGAGAAGAACAUCAUGAGAAGCACAGUGAUGGUGGGAAGAAAGGUGGCAAGGAAGCUGGCUCCCACUGGGCAUAUGCUAAGAAAAAC